Mercenaria mercenaria is the source of this 4181-nucleotide messenger RNA. RefSeq lists its product as uncharacterized. The record is from RefSeq and is a predicted model, not a curated record. NCBI's taxonomy places the organism in Eukaryota, Metazoa, Mollusca, Bivalvia, Venerida, Veneridae.
ACUCUUACUGAAACCUGGAACGACUAUACGUAUUAGAACUUGCUGCUGAAACCUAUUGUGCAAAUCCAAAUUUUCUGUAGAGGUAACUGCGCCGACGUCGGGUCCCAAGCCCCGAGUGAGAAAGCAGGAGGGCUGAAACGAAAGGUAAAGCUCUUCUGCAAUUAAAACAAAUGAAGAUAUCAUUCUUACAUUCCUGUGCAGUAUUUGUAUUUUACUGCACAGUUAUAAAAGCCCCUGUCAGCGCAGAAUGUUAUCAAGAGAAUUGUCAGCUGUUGUCUAUGACAGAUAAUCUGUUAUGGUUGGAUCGAGUGGUGAAAAAUGGUGAGAAAUUUGGAAGCCUUUAUUUCAAAAUAAAAAACGGAUCAGGUAGUAUAUCAAAGACAGAUUGUCUCAAUGUGAAGAAAAAGAAUGAUUGGUUCAGAAAUUGUGAGAAAGAAAAUUGCAAACGACAGACCUAUGGGGAUUUUUAUGGCUUUAUCCAUGCUGAUGCUUUGUAUCCUGAUAAAACAUUUGUACAAUACCUGAAAAGCGGUUAUGAUAGGAGACCUGAAUUCGAAUCAAGAAAUUUAACAAGUGACUCUCAUAAAUGCUGCAAGAAGAGGAUAUGUAGUACAACUGAAACUUGUACUAAAGGGGAAAGUGUUCAUGGAAAGGAACCUUCUGACAGGUUGCUGCCCUCACUAGAGCUGUCCUUGAUGAUAUCAUUUAUAGCUACAGUUGCCACACUUUGUUCAAUGGUUUUCAUGUUUAUCAUAUGGAGUUAUACCAGUAGUCAUCUGAGAAGAGAAGUACAAAAUCAGAUACCGAGCUCACAAAGGCAGAAAAGAAGAAAAAGGAAUAAGAAAAAAUUGAAUAGGGCGUCCAAGGAAACUUAUAACGAUUCAACCGAGAAAAAUGUUAAUGGAUCAUCUAAUCAAAAUAAUAACGAGGCAACUAAACAAAAUGUGAAUGAGCAAUCCAAGCCAGAUGAUGAUAAUGUAUUCGAGCAAAGUGAGAAUCGUAGGGUGUUGUUGUCCACAAAUAGAGAAGUUAGUAGUACAUUAAGUAGUGUUAUCUGUGUUUCUCAGUCGCAGCAAGCUGAAAAUCCAGCAGCAGGAUCAGAGAAUGAAUGGUGUACGUCAGCAACUCAAGUUAAGCAAUACAGGUUUUCACAUGAGGCAAAACAUUUUAAAAGUCAGAAAGAAAAAAUAGAAACAGAAGACUGUAGUGAAAACAGUAGUAAGUCCAUAGAAAAUAAAAGAAAAGUUACUCAACUUCUUCCAUUCCUUGAAGAUUUAUUUGAAAACGGUGAUUUCUCGUUAGAUAGCGAUAUCACUGAUAAAACCGUUGCUACAGAAGUCUUACCAUCACUGAACCUGAUGACUGAUUUUGAUCAGGAGCAAACUCUAUCUUACCUGAAAUUACCAGACCCCUCUAUCCAUGAUACAGAGGAAACAUUUCCAAAAGGGACGCAAAAUAUUCAAAACGGGUGUAGAUUAUUUCACCAUGAACAAUACACAUUGACAACGGGAUAUCCCUUUAAUACUGUUAGUACAGGGCCUCUUACACGAGCCUGCUCUUCACUUAUAACUUCUAGAGAAGAUGAAGGAUUAUCCGAGUAUGAAUAUACUAAAGAAGUCGAAGUAGAGAGGAAACAUUUAAACGUCAGGAUAAGUUAUUUUGAAAACUAUGCAUGUUCUGAAAAUGAAGAAAAGGACUGUGAAAUAAACGAGUACAGUGAGAAACAAGUUCCAGGAAAAGAUGAAUUCAAAGAUGAUUGUACAGAUAAAAAAGAACAGAUGAAUCAAGCAAGUGAUCGGAAAAAUGUCUUUUUAUAUUCUGAACACUAUUUGAAAGGUAAUGAAAAGAAUGACAAAAAUGGGGAGUUGCAAGAAAAUGAUUCGACAGUUGAACAGAUAGGUCUGUGGAAUACAGCUGAAAAAGUCAAUACUGUUUUAGAAGCAGAAAAGGCAGAGAUACUCGAGGCAUAUGACAGUGAAUCCUGUAAUUUUGAGGGUAGUUACUUAAUAAAUUUUGAAUCAGGCACAAACAUUGAUGAAAUAUGCCAGGUAGUGGAUCACAAUGACCAUCAGUUAUGCCAAGCAAAUAUAGAAAGCUUACCGUCUGAUAGUGGAGCAUCAGGCCAUGAGUCAGAAACUCAAAGAAAUGGAAACACAGCUGCAACAAACAUAUUGUCAAAGGAAACUGGAGCUACUGAAGUAUCUGUACAUGGUGGAAGUUCUGGACUUGCUUCAACAAAUAAAGUUGACAAAAUAUCAGAUGUCAUUAUGUCAGAUAAUUGUAAAAAUGUAGAACAAAAAGUAGAAGAAAUUAGUUGCACUGAAAAUAAAGGAAAUCCUAUCCGUUUAAAUAAUGUGUUACACACAAGUGUCCAAGUAGACGAAAUGUUUACAUUUGCUAAGGAGGAUGUCAAAGAGAAACCUUUUCGAAAAAUCUAUUCAAGUAAACAAAGAAAAUCUUCGUUGAGAAGGAGAAACAUUUACAAGAAAGGAGGUAAAAACAUGUCUGGAAAUCGAUUGUGUAAAUGCCAGAGGGAAUCCUGUAAUUGUUUUGAACAAGAAAAUGAGAACAGAUGUUUAAGUUAUAGUCAAACUGGCAGCACUACACAAGUGGGUGGAACAGUUCCAUUUACCAGUAUAGACAGUUGUAGUAAUUCGCAACAGUCUUAUUCUGCCAAAGAUAAUGUUAAAGUAUAUGCUAGAAGUGAAGAAUGUAAUCAUCAGCAUAAGUCAGCUUCUGAUAAAAAUGUGUGUGAAAAACAUAUUAGAGUCAUACAUUGUUCGGGAACGUAUGUAAGCCAGGACAGGUUCAAAUUAAAACCAAAAUUACAAAACAGAAAAAGGCAUUUCAAAGGACUUGCCAAGAGAAGUAACAAGUCAUCAAAUGAAAGAUCGCUAGAUACGCUAGAUAUGCCGUCAGCCAUUAAUGAUAGGAAAGAAAAUGGUAAAAAGAGAUAUUGUAAAGUUUGUCACAAAUUAAAUGUUCUGUGCAAAACACAUAGGAGAACACAGAAUCCCUAUCCCAAAUAUAGAAAUUUCACCCGACAUUGUCGCACUCGAUUUGAAUCAACAAAAUAUAGAAAUAAUCAUACAAAGAGAGAAGAAAAUAAACUGGGCAAAACGGAAGAAGUAGUAUCACUUGUUUGCCAGGACUCUGGGUUUAAUUCUGGAAACUUCACUGAAUUGGAUUUCGAGCCAACAAAAUUCCCCACAUUCUGCGGACAAAGCUCUGCAAAACAGAUUCAUGAGUGCUUACUGAAAGAAAUAAAGUCAGAGAAAUUAAGUUUUGACUCCUUUCAACAAUUAAAAGUAUUACAAAAUAGUAUUGAAGAUGUAGAACGACAACUUCUGGCAAAAGAAAUCUCUAGAGAAUUGCAUAUUGAGCAUAGAAAUUUCACAAUAUUUGGAUUAGAUUCUUACUUUGAUAGAUUUAAUAAUGGUCCUCCACCUACAAUUCGUGAGCGAAUGCAAUAUGAAUGGAUUCGACUAGCUUCAUUCCAUAAUUACACGGGAAAUGGAAAUGCAUUGGCUCUUGCUAGACAUGGAUUUUACCAUGAUCACAAUGAAGGACCUAUGUCCACGAGGUGCUAUCUCUGUGAAGCUCGGCGCUCUGACUGGGAGAUGCUUGAUGACAUUUCUGCAGAGCAUAGAAGACAAUCACCAAAUUGUCCAUUCCAUGAUAACAGAGAGGAAGAAAGUAUGAACAUUUCAAUAACCUAUGGAGACAAUAGUGAUACCCCAGCUAGAUCUUCUCCAAGUAGAGCAGUGACUUCUUCUGUCACUUCAUCAUCAUCUACGAGUACAGUUGCUGCAGCUGUGAGAGAAGUUUCAAGUAGUUUCCAAGGAAUAAACAUUACGCAGACUCGCGUUGGCAAUAGUGGAGGAGAAAGCAUUUCACAUCAGCCAACAGAAGAUCCAGAGAGUAGAGAUCGUUCCCUGCUGGCAUUGUCUCAGCCGCGUGCACAGCGAGCCCUUGGGCGGACAGGGUACUCUUAUUCCACUAUAAUAGCACCAAGAAGAAACAAUGUUGCUACAGGUGCUAUAAGUAAUGUUGGCAUUGAUCCUUUGAACAAUGGUUCCUCGUCUUUAGGUACAGGGAGACAACUACCAAGUACCCGCCCCUCCUCCAUACUGGGUGGGCCAGUGGGAGCCGGUGCUUUUUCAGGUUUAAGAACAGCUGGC